Molecule: messenger RNA, 906 nt
Organism: Parathielavia appendiculata
Lineage: Eukaryota; Fungi; Ascomycota; Sordariomycetes; Sordariales; Chaetomiaceae
Exons: 1
Coding region: 279-785 (168 amino acids)
Source: RefSeq, a predicted model, not a curated record
GGUGGAUACAUUUUGACGUCUGAUUCAUGACGUGUUGUGUUGUGUAGGCGAGGAGGCAAGGAAAAGGUUGCUCGGCUAUGAGGAGCGACUGGAAUGUUUAUAGGUUGCUUGAAAUGCUCAUUCAGGUAUGGAUAUAAUGAGACAGGUGAGUCGGUUCGUUGGUUGGGGCAACCCAAUCGAAAAAACCACUCUUUGCUACCGUUGCACAGGUUGGUUGCAGCCCGAGAACGGAUAACCAUAAAUAUGACCACGUCUGUUUGUUGGUGUGUGAUGACGGGAUGGGACGGGAGAUACUGCGUGGCGGUUUGCCGGUGUUAGCAGGCUGUGACCUCCCGUGUGGUGUCGCGGGCUGCGGGAUGCGAGAUGCGGGGAGCACACGAUCUAUCCGAGGCUGGAUACAGUACAGAUCAGCUGCUGGUCGGGCUCCUUUUGCGCCGCUGAUUGCUCGCGAGGAGAGUGAGGGAGAAGGCGCUGAUCGAUUUCAAUUGCAAGCCUGCUCCUGCCUUGUAAAUCUGGGAACGGCGCAACGUUACACGCCCAUGCUACCCCAGUCGACUUACAUUUACACUGGCGAUGCGCGGAGAACCAUGCCUGUUCGGAGUUCAACAAGCCACAUCUGGGAAUGGUCUUCAAGCUCUAUAUUCUUUUGGAGAAGACGAGUGUGCAUAUUUGCCUCGCAUUUAUCGCGUCCUAUCCUCCGGCAUGGCGGCGCCCGUAUGCAGUGGCUGUUGCUGUCAUGGAUCCUUGUAGACAUGGAGAUCGUCGGCGGAUCAUUUGUGUUAUAAUCCGUGGUAGCCGAGACAAGAACAUAACGCAUGGUUGAUGGGCGUCACAGCCACCCGCCCAGCCCUUUAGACUAUGUUAAGGUAUCCGUUGGGCUGAAGGACACGGGCUUGAAACUGUGAG